This is a messenger RNA of Trichoderma gamsii, 1416 nucleotides long. RefSeq names its product aminotransferase. The transcript is spliced from 5 exons. Lineage: Eukaryota; Fungi; Ascomycota; Sordariomycetes; Hypocreales; Hypocreaceae. The record is from RefSeq and is a predicted model, not a curated record. Bases 1 to 1416 code for a protein of 471 amino acids.
AUGGCGGAAAUUUGCUUUGGAUACGCCGUGAUCGGAUUGGCGUACCUCUGCGCGGCAUCCAGAAUUCUCAGCUACACAACAGUUAUUUACGGCUCAAGAGCUUAUUCCGCAACGUCGAUGGCGAGCUCAAUGGAUACCACCAAAUCUCCCAAAUUCGGUAAAGAGUUUGGAGAGAAAUACUUUAUGUUUAAACCAGACUUCAUCCAUUUGAAUCAAGGAUCUUAUGGUGGAUAUCCUCGUCCAGUGCGAGAUGCUUUGCGCUCUGUCCAAGACGCUGUACAAGCCGAGCCUGAUAAUUUUGUCCGAUACAUAUAUCCGGCAAAGCUAGAUGAAGCCCGUGAGCUCAUUGCUAGUCAUCUACAUGCUGCCGAUAGAGAUGAAAUUGUUCUAGUACCAAACGCAACAACGGCACUGAACACUGUACUUCGCAAUUUAACCUACCAGCCAGGAGACAUGAUUGCUUACAUACAAAGAACUUACGGAGCAAUUGAGAAGACAAUUGAUUAUCUUGUGGAGACUACAACUGUGGACAGCAUUCGUGUUCCAUUCGAUCCAAUUGUGGACGAUGAUGAUACGCUUGUCGAGGCAUUUCAAUCGGUCCUACAAGAGAACCACGGUCGCAUUCGCGUAGCCAUUUUCGAUACAGUUAUGAGCAUGCCAGGACUUAGAAUACCGUUUGAACGCCUAACAAAGAUCUGUAGAGACUUUGGAGUUCUAAGCGCUAUCGAUGGAGCUCAUGGAAUUGGCUUAAUCGAUCUGAACAUGGAGAGGCUUGGAGCCGAUUUCUUCACUACGAACUGUCACAAAUGGUUAUUUGUGCCACAUACUUGCGCCGUUUUCUAUGUCGCCUUGAAGAACCAACAUCUCAUGCGAUCUUCUAUUCCAACGUCGCAUGGCUUCCAGCCUCUUCCCGAAAUUUUAGAGAAGAAACAGUAUAUAAGCCCAUACGAGCUUCCAGCAUCCAAGAACCCAUUCGUAUUCCAGUUUAGUUAUACGGGAACAAUUGACAAUGGGCCGCCGUUGUGCAUCCCUGCUGCGCUUCGCUUUAGGCAAGAAAUUUGCGGCGGGGAAGAAGCUAUACGGGUUUAUUGCCAGAUGUUGGCUCGAGAGGGCGAAAAGCUCGCCGUCGACAUAUUGCAGAGUCGCCCGCUAUCCAUACCGGAGACAAAACGAACUGCUUUUGCCAACGUUCGUCUUCCCCUGGAAAUUGCAUCAUCUGUCGUCAAAGAGAAUGGGCAUUCAGUUCCCUUGUCAGACGAUUAUAGCACGUUUGUGAAUAUCGCCUUCAUCUCGGGAUCCUUGUGGGCAAGGUUCUCGGCUCAAGUGUAUCUCGAAAUAAAGGAUUUUGAGUAUGGUGCAAAAGCUUUGAAAGAGCUUUGCGAUAAGGUCGUCAAGAAGGAGUACAUAGAAUUGUAG